Ciona intestinalis (vase tunicate) is the source of this 1397-nucleotide messenger RNA. Lineage: Eukaryota; Metazoa; Chordata; Ascidiacea; Phlebobranchia; Cionidae. The record is from RefSeq.
CCCCGCAAGACGCUCACUAAUCAUUCACACGAAGACACUGAUUUUACAAGAUGGCCGAUACCCGAAGAGGUCAACUUCACCAUGUUACUUCACUGGAUGAUGUGAUUUCUGACACCAGAGCUAAAACAGAGAAAUAUUCCUCCCUUCGAACAUCGAUUCGUUUUCACCUUGAAUACAACACCACUCCUCUGUCAAUGAUAUUUGCUUUAUUCGAGGACGAAGGCGUUCCUGUUUUAGAAGUGGACAAAUCAUCAGAAACCCACCAGGUUACAAUAAACGUAGAACUCGAAAAGUUGGAAACGAUUCUCACGAAGUUGAAGUUAUUUCCUGGGAUCAGUCAAAUUACAAAAGAGAACACGAAAGAAAAUGGUAUCUGGUUCCCUAAAUGUCUGGCUGACCUUGAUGGAUGCGCAAAGAAUGUCUUGAUGUAUGGAGCUGAACUUGAUGCAGAUCACCCGGGUUUUAAGGACGAGGUAUAUCGUAAACGACGUGAUUACUUCACAAAGUUAGCUAUGGACUUUCGACAUGGAGAUAAAAUACCAAGGGUCGAAUACACGAAGAUCGAAAUAGAGACUUGGGGAAAGGUUUACAAAGAACUUAUGGAACUUCACCCAACUCGCGCAUGCGCACAACAUUUAAAGAAUCUACCAUUACUAUCGGAGUUCUGCAAAUGUUCCGAAGACAACGUACCACAGCUUGAAGAUAUUUCCGCCUUCCUACAAAGUAGAACAGGAUUUCGUAUUCGUCCAGCCGCUGGAUUUCUUAGCCCUCGUGACUUUUUAGCUGGGUUGGCCUUUCGUGUGUUUAACUGCACUCAAUAUAUCAGACACCACAGCGAUCCAUACUACACCCCAGAACCUGACAUAUGUCACGAAAUACUUGGCCAUGUACCGUUGUUGGCUGAUCCAGAGUUUGCUCAGUUCAGUCAAGAGAUUGGACUUGCUUCGCUGGGAGUUUCAGACCAAGAUAUUUCAAAACUUGCAGGGUGCUACUUAUACACGGUUGAGUUUGGCCUUUGCAAAGAACAGGAUGGUAUAAAAGCUUACGGAGCCGGUUUGCUUUCAUCUAUAUCUGAACUCAAGCACGCACUCAGUUCACCAGAGAAAGUUCGCGCAUUCGACGCAGUUACAGCAAGUUGCCAAGAGUCGCAUGUAACAGCAUUCCAACCUGUCUACUUUCUCUCACCGAGUUUUUCGCAAGCAAAACAUGAAAUGAGGGCGUUUGCUGCUACCUUGGAACGACCUUUUGUUUUAUCUUUUGACGAAGAGACGAGUUCUGUUAAAGUUUUUGACAAGCUCAGUUCCAUCCAAUCAGCGGUCAGUAAAAUGUCACAUGACCUGGUUGUAAUUUCCAAAGCACUUGGUGAAAUGGAGAAACGAAAGAUUGAAGUUUGCUGA